AUGAAUCCAAUAAAUCCAAACACUUUAUUUGGUGGUAGAUGGUAUGAAAUAGUUGACAGUUUUCCAUUCUACACUAAUACGCAGUCAAUGAAGAUGGGAGGUUCAAAGAAAAUAGGUAUUGAAAACCUUCCUUCACAUAUGCAUAGGUUCAGUGGAAGAACAUCUGUGGAAGGAAACCAUUCACAUUCAAUAACAAAAAGAGGUUAUAUAAAUCUUGCAGCGGGUUCGGAUAGACAGGGAAUGAACAGAUAUGAUAUCUCAGAUGACCCCAAAGAUUCAAGCACAGGUAUUUUCUGUGGAACUGCAGGAAAUCAUACACAUGUUGUAGCUGGUAUUACAGACCCAGCAGGUAAUGGAAAAGAUUAUAUGCCUCCUUAUAUAACAAUGCACGCUUGGAUACGAGUUGGUUAA
Molecule: messenger RNA, 411 nt
Organism: Trichomonas vaginalis G3
Lineage: Eukaryota; Parabasalia; Trichomonadida; Trichomonadidae
Product: ATP binding
Exons: 1
Coding region: 1-411 (136 amino acids)
Source: RefSeq, a predicted model, not a curated record